This is a messenger RNA of Dovyalis caffra, 1173 nucleotides long. The record is from the annotation of a GenBank genome assembly. NCBI's taxonomy places the organism in Eukaryota, Viridiplantae, Streptophyta, Magnoliopsida, Malpighiales, Salicaceae.
AUGUUCCGCUACCAUCUGAACAAGACACUGGUCGGUGCUAUAAAGAGAACUUGCGGCCUUUCCUAUGCUUCCACUGUCUCUCCACUCUUCCGUCGCUAUUUCUCUACUGGGGAGUUUGAUACUUUGAGAAAGGUAGAGCAAAUGGUUGGGAACAGUGACAAGCACAUAACUCGUGUUCUCUUUUGUGGGCCAUAUUUUUCUGCUUCUCAGACGUACACUAAAGAAUACUUGCAGAAGCACCCUUUCAUCCAGGUUGAUGAUGUCCCACUUGCUGCUGUGCCUGAUGUUAUAUCAAACUACCACAUCUGUGUAGUCAAAAACAUGCGGCUAACUUCGAACGUUAUAUCCCAUGCAACUCAGAUGAAACUUAUAAUGCAGUUUGGUGUUGGUCUUGAAGGUGUUGAUAUUGAUGCUGCUACAAAGUGUGGAAUUAAAGUUGCAAGAAUUCCAGGAGAUGUGACUGGAAACUCCUCAUCAUGUGCAGAGAUGGUCAUAUAUUUAAUCUUGGGCCUCCUCCGGAAGCAGAAUGAGAUGCAAAUUUCCAUAAAGCAGAAAAGGCUUGGAGAACCAACUGGUGACACACUAUUUGGCAAGACAGUAUUCAUUAUGGGAUUUGGAAAUAUAGGGAUUGAUUUGGCAAAGCGUUUGCGACCAUUUGGCGUCAAAAUUAUUGCCACAAAAAGGAGCUGGGCCUUGCAUUCAAAAGGUUCUCUUAAAUCCAAUGGCCCUUCCGUGCAAAGUGAUACCAAUGAUGAUUUGGUCGACGAGAAAGGCAGUCAUGAAGACAUUUACAAGUUUGCUGGCAAUGCCGACAUAGUUGUUUGUUGCUUGAUUAUGAAUAAAGAGACAGCUGGUGUUGUGAACAGAUCAUUCAUAUCUUCAAUGAGAAAGGGUUCCCUUUUGGUAAAUAUUGCUCGAGGGGGCCUCCUGGACUAUGAGGCUGUUGUGCAUUAUCUUGAGUCUGGACAUUUAGGAGGCUUAGGCAUUGAUGUUGCUUGGACUGAACCGUUUGAUCCUGAUGAUCCAGUUCUCAAAUGCAACAAUGUUAUAAUUACUCCUCAUGUUGGUGGGGUCACAGAACAUUCUUACAGAACCAUGGCUAAGGUUGUCGGAGAUGUUGCCCUUCAACUUCAUUCAGGGACUCCGUUAACGGGCAUAGAGAUUGUGAACUGA